Messenger RNA from Hypanus sabinus (Atlantic stingray), 1379 nucleotides. RefSeq names its product cytosolic iron-sulfur assembly component 1 (gene ciao1). The record is from RefSeq and is a predicted model, not a curated record. The transcript is spliced from 7 exons. Gene Ontology annotation, biological process: iron-sulfur cluster assembly. Bases 47 to 1060 code for a protein of 337 amino acids. Lineage: Eukaryota; Metazoa; Chordata; Chondrichthyes; Myliobatiformes; Dasyatidae. Gene Ontology annotation, molecular function: protein binding. Gene Ontology annotation, cellular component: cytosolic [4Fe-4S] assembly targeting complex.
GCCCUCGGCUCCGGUCGGUGACGCGGGGCUGCGCGCGGCAGCGGCGAUGAAGCGGCGGUUGGAGCUCGAGUCGCGCUUCCCGGCGCAUCCCGACAGCCGGGCCUGGUUCGUGGCCUGGAAUCCGGCCGGGACGCUGCUGGCUUCGUGCGGAGGCGACCGCGCCGUGCGCAUCUGGGCCAGGGAAGGAGCCGCCUGGGUGUGCAAGUGCCUGCUGGAGGAUGGGCACCAGCGCACCGUCCGCAAGGUGUCCUGGUCACCCUGCGGCAACUACCUGGCCUCGGUCAGCUUCGAUGCCACGACCUGCAUCUGGAGGAAGAAAGAGAGCGGAUUUGAGUGCCUGACAACGCUGGAAGGGCAUGAGAACGAAGUGAAGUCUGUUGCCUGGGCUCCGUCUGGCAAUCUCCUGGCAACAUGCAGCCGAGAUAAAAGUGUUUGGGUUUGGGAAGUGGACGAGGAUGAUGAUUAUGAAUGUGUGAGUGUAUUAAAUGCUCAUACGCAAGAUGUCAAGCAUGUGAUCUGGCAUCCAAAUGGAGAGCUCCUGGCUUCUGGAAGUUACGACAACAGCAUUAAACUUUACAAGGAGGAAGAUGAUGACUGGGUCUGUACCAACACCCUGGAAGGCCAUGAGUCCACAGUCUGGAGCAUUGCUUUUGAUAAAACAGGGGACCAUCUCGCAUCUUGUAGUGAUGACAAAACUGUGAAAAUUUGGAAAGCAUACAGAUCUGGUAAUGAACAAGGUGUGGUCUGCGAUGGGUCAGAUCUGUCCUGGAAAUGUGUCUGUACCCUGUCUGGGUUCCACACACGUACUAUCUAUGACAUCUCUUGGUGCCACAUAACAGGUUCUUUAGCAACUGCCUGUGCUGAUGAUGCAAUCAGGAUAUUUGAGGAGGAUCCUGACUCAGAUCCUCACCAGCCAACAUUUUCACUCACUUCACACAUCCCAAAAGCACACACUCAGGACGUCAAUUGUGUGGCAUGGAACCCAAAACAGGCAGGAGUUUUGGCAUCAUGUAGUGAUGACGGGGACAUUAACAUCUGGAGAUACAAGUUUGAUGAUUAGUUCUAUGUGAACAAUUAACAAGUGUGGUGUGCAAUAGCAGCCCAGUUUUAUUAAAUCACCAUGACUACUUCAUGUAACCAUUUUCAAAUUUGCACUAACAAUCUUACUACUUGAUGUUCUAUCUACCAGUAAAUGUUGUACAGGGCUAAAUUGCCAUUAAGUAUAAUUUGCCAAGAAGUACUAUCAGCACUCAUUUAUCUUGCUGUUGAGUUUAGAUCUAUGUGAAAGGAUCUUGCAAAACAUAAUUCUUCUUGUCCAUAACCUAUUACAUGUAAUUAUUUCUUGAUGUUCCAAUAGAUAUAAAACUGAUUCUCCCAUG